GCUCAGAGUUUGCCUGACCUUAAACAGUUAGUGUCGAAAGGACGAUAAUAUAAUUUAAGUUCUAAACGGUUAUCAAGGCUUAACUGCGGGGAAAGCUCACGAAUACUAUGACGAUACUUUAAAUGAAAGAUGACAGGCUACAAAAUUGGCCUCCUCCUAACUGCGUUAUUUUACUCUUUCGUUGGAGCCUCCAUCACAACAGGUGACAGUGAUAAUUCAACAACAACGGUGGCGCGACAGUUCAUUCUUCCACCCAGGAUCCAUCAGAUCAGUCCGUUCGCCGGUACCACAUCAGCCACUGACCCGUCACUUCUGGCCUUCCAUGGGAUUCCUGCAAGUUCUGAGGUAACUUCAGAGCAGGUUGAAAAUCAAAUUGCCCAUUUGAACGAACUAACUCAGCAGCUUCGUGGUAUGCCACAGUCUCCUUCUAUUACACAAGCAGGCAAAGGCCUACCGAUACCACUUUCCAGAUAUGCUUCACAGAUAGAGAGAGGAGCGUCUGAAAAUAGCGUUAGCCGUCCAUUAGGAGUUGAGCCAAGCUAUUAUAAAAACAUAGCAGGAAAUCCAUUGACAGGACCCAAUGGAUUAACAAAAGACGUCCUUUCAGAUCUGAUGUUUGGAAAUCUUAAAAGCCUGGCGUCGGUGGGAGGAUUAACAACGAAUAGUCCACUAGAAGAGAAUACCUUGUCGCCUCAAAUGAUUGGAAACUCUGAAUUGAGAAGAUUUAACAAUCCCUUACUUGAGGAAAAGCUGGCAAACUCACAAUCAGGAAAAUCAGGCCUUGGUCUACCCCUCCCGCCGAAUGAAAAUAUGGAUUUCAAUGACCUACCGAACAGUGACCUCGACAACAUAAACAAGUCCCCAUACCUCCAAUCGAGACAUCACGCGAAAAGCAAAAAGAAAAAGAAAGAUAAUAAGUCUGACGUUGUCACAAAAUUACUGCUCUCUCUAUUGGUUGACAAAUUAAAAGACAUCUACGAAAUGGAUAGAAUAAACAGCUCACAACGUAAGACCGUGACGUUGAAGCUGGAUUCGUCAACAGUAGGGAAAAUAGAGAACACUUUGAAGGAACACGGCCAUUCGUCUGACCAAAACAAACUUAGCUCUGGAAGAGAUGUGAGUAAGGACACCAAAACAUCUGGAAACUUCGAAACUAAUCUCUCGUUCCCACUAACCUUUUCUGAUACUAAAGGGACUCAGUUAUCACUUGUAGACUCCCCGAAGAAUGCAAAAGAUGACAGUUCUUUACCUGAUGCCGACACGAAAAACAUCGAGAAUAUAAUCAAAGGUAUCGAAAAUGGGAGUAAAAAGUCUAAUGAAACCAGAAGAAUCAGAAUUGAUUCAGGUAACAGUCCUCAAGAAAUCUCCCAAAAGACAACUAAGGCUCUUUCGCCAGACAAAUACCGCCUUCAAACGGGAUCUACAUCCGAGUUCCAUCGUGUUAAAAUGGAACCUACAGGUGAAUUGGGAAAAACUGCUACUAUACCGAGUAUUUCUGAUUAUCAUCCAACUUUAGAGGUUUCCAAGGCAAACCCUCCGUCUGAACAAAUGUUUGAAGUACAUACUGACAAAGCAACAAUAUCGGCGUUACCUACGUUUUCUAUAUCCACUCUAUUAAAUCAAGAAAUACCUGGAAAUGUCAAAGGAAGUAACCGAGUCAUAAAUGUGGAAAAGGAAAACGAAUCCGGGCGUUUUACUGGUUCUAAUUCAGCAACAAUACCUGUCACUACUACUGAAACUGAAGAACACAAUCGUGUAACAACAAGCGCUAAUGAAAACGACGCCGCUAAUUACCUUGAGGCUUCUAGAGUUCUGGGUGCUGUGUUCAAUAAAGUGAAGGAUCCUCUAGCUAGGAAAAGCGUUGAAGUCGCUAUUAAAGCAAUGUUGAAGUUAAUGAAGUCAGAUAAAACUUAUUCUAAAAAGGAAUCAGUUCCAUCAUCCAAAAGCUCAGUGAUACUCCAGGAAAAAGUAAAAAAGCUGAUGAAAACUAUCGAUGAACUUUCUAGGAUGGUUCAUGUUGAAGACGAGUCUCCGCGUAAAAAGCACAAAAAAUAUUCGCAUGUAAAGCGCAAGCUUUUUCGUAAGCGGUUUUCAUAUAAACGUAUAAUUCAUCACAGGUCACGUGUGGGGAUGGAUCAUCUUAAGAGAACACACUGAUGGAAUAAUUAAGAGUUUUGUUACAUUAGUGAUACCAAAUCUUGGGAGAGUGAAUAAUCUGAAUACUCGAUAACUAUCAUAUGAUCAAAGAUGAAAUUUAGUUCACCUGAUCAAAGCGGGUCCCCGAGCCAAUAGCGUUCUGAUUUUUUGUCGCUUUGGUACUCAUUUUAUGCUUCAUUUGGCUCUUUACAAGGAUAACCUAUUAAGCUAAUCGACACCUAUGUUAUAAGAAGCUCUGAAAUUUGUUUAUUCCUAUUGCAUCAUAGAAUUAAUAGCAGCAAUUUCAUCAAAUGACAGUCAGAUGAGCCAGAUUGUAUUUCUCUGAAUUUAUUUUGAGAACUAAAUAGUAAAUAGGAAUAGUAUUUUAUUUACGAGAUAUAAGACAAGUCUAUUGGGACUUUGAACUGAUCGGCAAAAGCUCGGUUACAACGGUUAUGAUUGUUGAUGAUUGUUCCUUGAUUCCUGCUGUCACUCACUCUGAUUACACAAACAACAACAAACAAACAACAAACCUUUAAAAUAGCAAAAAAAUAUCAAAAAAAUUCUAAUAUC
Stylophora pistillata is the source of this 2709-nucleotide messenger RNA. RefSeq lists its product as uncharacterized. Lineage: Eukaryota; Metazoa; Cnidaria; Anthozoa; Scleractinia; Pocilloporidae. The record is from RefSeq and is a predicted model, not a curated record.